Messenger RNA from Closterium sp. Naga37s-1, 597 nucleotides. The record is from the annotation of a GenBank genome assembly. NCBI's taxonomy places the organism in Eukaryota, Viridiplantae, Streptophyta, Zygnematophyceae, Desmidiales, Closteriaceae.
AUGCUUGCAUUCUGCCAUAUAUUCUACGGCAUGUGCUACAUCGAGGCGUCAGAGCGCUUCUCCGAUGGCCGCCUGCAGAUCGACUACUUGGCCGCCUCCCCUCCCUCCCGUUUUCCCCCUCCCCACCCCCCUUCCCCCACUUUCCCUUGCUUCCCGUCCAUGUCCCCCGUCCUUCACUGCUCCCCAUCUCCCCCAGCGCGCUAUCUGGGGCUGCCCUCGCCGCCCCCCGUGCUACAGCCAGGGCGCAAUGCCUCUCGCGGGCUCAACUUCGCCAGUGCGGAGAGCCACACUCUCGACCACCGCCUGCUCGACGCGAUUCACGGCAGCGAGGGUGGCUAUAACGUGGACGGUGCGGAUUCGUUCUACUCGCGCAUGGCGGAGCAGGACGCGCAAGCUCCGCGGAUGGGGGAGUGCGGCGGGCGGUGCGGAACGGGGGACGGCUCGAGCCUCAUUGAGUCCCUCAGCGCCUGCACCUCCGCGGACGAGUGCCAGCUGUUCGCUGACCGGCGGGUUAAGGGGCGUGAGAAGAUUGAGGGGCAGAUAAAACGUAACGCGAAAGGGGCAUUGAGAUGGGAUGUGGGCAAACUGAGGGCGUGA